Molecule: messenger RNA, 2085 nt
Organism: Nannospalax galili (Upper Galilee mountains blind mole rat)
Lineage: Eukaryota; Metazoa; Chordata; Mammalia; Rodentia; Spalacidae
Gene: Adgre3
Product: adhesion G protein-coupled receptor E3
Exons: 16
Coding region: 1-1953 (650 amino acids)
Biological process (GO): adenylate cyclase-activating G protein-coupled receptor signaling pathway; cell surface receptor signaling pathway
Cellular component (GO): membrane
Molecular function (GO): G protein-coupled receptor activity; calcium ion binding
Source: RefSeq, a predicted model, not a curated record
AUGACUUCUUCAGAUGUUUAUGGAAGAAUAUGGACAUUGGCAGGCAUCAUGAGCAUUUAUGCUUCCUGCGCUCAAUGCAGUGAAAAUGCUGUCUGCUUCAACAGCACCCACUGUGUUUGUCACGAGGGAUUCUGGUCCAGUGCUGAGAAGAGAUUGUUUGUUGAGCCCCAUGUGAAAUGUGAAGAUAUUGAUGAAUGUGCAUUUAUCACACCAGUAUGCAAAGAAGUAUCCUACUGUAAAAAUAAAGUUGGUACUUACAUAUGCAGCUGUGUGAUAAAAUAUCCUAUCAUCAACUGGGUAGCUGGUCUAUUUGAUAUUGACCAUCCAGAUUGUUAUGUGAAGAAGACAGGAUCAGAAUCACAAGUGGAUAUUUGGGGAGAACUGAGUAAAAGUGGAACCAAAAAGGACUUUGCAAAAAAGGUGACCAAGAUACUUCAGCAAGUGGAACUCCACAUAUGGAGUGAAAAUUCGGCUCUACCAACAAAGGGUGAAAAUACCACAUUGGGUAUCGUCUAUGAAACCAAGAGGUGCACUAAGAGGACUCUGCUGGAAGCUGGAAAUAACACGAUGGAGAUCAACUGCACUAGUGCUUUCAGAGAAGCCCACAGAAAAGAUGAGAGUGCAGUUGCUCUUAUUGCAUAUCAAACACUUGGUACAUUUCUGAACGGAUCCUUCUUUAGUAAUGAAGGAGGGAUGCAGGAAGUAAAAUUGAACUCUCUUGUUGUGAGUGGUACCAUUCGUUCGGAAGUCAAAGGUGAACUUUCUGAACCUGUACUCCUGACUUUACAAAAGACUCAGCCUGGCGACAUGAAGGCAGAGCAUCUGUGUGUCUACUGGAAAGGAUCAGAGGAAGGGGGCACCUGGUCAACCAACGGCUGUAUUCAUGUGCAGAGCAACGACUCUUACACCACGUGCAAAUGUGUUCAUCUAUCCAGUUUUGCCGUGCUCAUGGCUCUGACCCCUGAGGACAGCUCUGUGCUCUUUGCACUCUCUGUCAUCACCUACGUGGGACUGAGUCUUUCUCUGUUGUGCCUGCUCCUGGCGGUCCUCACCUUCCUCCUGUGCCAACCCAUCCAGAACACCAGCACCACACUCCACCUGCAUCUCUCCAUCUGCCUGUUCCUAGCCUACCUCCUCUUCCUCACAGGCAUCAAUAGAACUAAGCCUGAGGUGCUGUGCUCCAUCAUCGCGGGUUUGCUGCACUACCUCUACUUGGCUGCCUUCAUGUGGAUGUUUCUAGAAGGGCUACACCUCUUUCUCACUGUCAGGAACCUCAAAGUGGCCAACUACACCAGCAUAGGCAGAUUUAAGAAGAGAUUCAUGUAUCCAACAGGCUAUGGGAUCCCAGCAUUCAUUGUGGCUGUUUCUGCAAUAGUCGGACACAAGCAUUAUGGAACAUCUACCCACUGCUGGCUCAGUCUUGAUAAAGGAUUCAUCUGGAGUUUCUUGGGGCCAGUGGCAGUCGUUAUCUUGGUAAAUGUGGUGUUCUACUUCCAAAUUAUGUGGAUUUUAAGAAGCAAACUUUCUUCCCUCAAUAAAGAAGUUUCUACCAUUCAAGACACCAAAGUCAUGACAUUUAAAGCCAUUGUUCAGCUAUUCGUGCUGGGAUGCUCUUGGGGCAUUGGGUUCUUCAUGCUUCAUGAAGUAGGAAAGACGAUGAGAUCUGCCAUUGCCUACUUAUUCACCAUCAUCAACAUCUUGCAAGGGAUUUUCAUCUUUGUGGUACACUGUCUGCUUAAUCGCCAGGUGCAAAUGGAAUACAAGAAGUGGUUUAAUAGGAUGCGGAAAGAGAUUGAAACUGAAAGUACUGAGAUGUCUCGGUCUACUAUACACACCAAAAUGGAAGAUCCUGGGAAGACAUCGGACUUCACUCACCAAGAGGAAACCGCGUCAGUCCCCUGGCAAGCGGGGACUCAGCUCCCCUCUGCUUCUCAGCCCAGCACCCAGACAUGACACCUCGAUGUCGCCACCGUGCGGCCACAGGUGGACUAGCACCACUUCUCAUCCCGUGGAGCAUCAGGGACCCUCGGGGACUUCCACCUAUGACUCCGCUGUGACUAAUAAUGCACAGUAGCUGUGCAAGUG